UGGAUUUUCUGAACGGUUUUCGGACGAUAAGUAGGUUUGCUUCUAGCGGAAAAUUGUUUCGCCAAACCGGGGAAAUGUUAGGAUAUUUUGUUGUUUCAACAUUUCACACAAUACGUAGGAGGUGCGGUUGCCCUGGUCCGUUUCCGCGGCGGUCCAGGGUCUUCGUGUUCCGGUAGUGACGUCGUCGGUCGUUCUAUAUCGAAAUGAAGCUUAGCGUCUCCGCGUACAGGGCGCAUGCGUCAGCACACAAAAAAAUUUUGGACACGGCCUACCAGCACAACUACGGCUCCACCGCACCCCAUCCCUCUACGUCAACAUCUUUUCAGCUAGAGCCGCCCCCCUUGACCAUCUCGAACGAAAAUGCAUCGAAUGAGGGUAAGACGAUGACAGACGAUGAAGAUGCCAGUUCGGAUGAUGUAAAAACACCUCUACAAUCACCAAAAUCCCAAACCAAUAGCAAAGAAGAAGAGGAAUCGUCAUUGGCCAAUAGUUCAGACAACAAGAGUCCCAACACAAGAGGUCACACUAGCUACGAAAAUCCCUUUGACGAUAAGAAGCCCGCAAAAGUAGGAGCGCAACGGUGGAAAAAUCUACAGGCGGUCAUGGCCUACUACCAUUCGCUGCGAAAAAUUAAGAGGUGUCUGUUUGUCUUGUGA
Agrilus planipennis (emerald ash borer) is the source of this 656-nucleotide messenger RNA. RefSeq lists its product as uncharacterized. The transcript has 4 exons. The coding region runs from base 204 to 656 and encodes 150 amino acids. Lineage: Eukaryota; Metazoa; Arthropoda; Insecta; Coleoptera; Buprestidae. The record is from RefSeq and is a predicted model, not a curated record.